Musca domestica (house fly) is the source of this 2845-nucleotide messenger RNA. RefSeq lists its product as uncharacterized. The transcript is spliced from 6 exons. NCBI's taxonomy places the organism in Eukaryota, Metazoa, Arthropoda, Insecta, Diptera, Muscidae. Bases 938 to 2845 code for a protein of 635 amino acids. The record is from RefSeq and is a predicted model, not a curated record.
CGAAUUCGAGACAUUUGGUUAUUGCAAAUAAAACUCCCACAACUUUGGCCUCACUUCAAAAUUUAAGAAAUCCCGUAAAUUAUAUUGUAAGUUUAAAGCCGUACAAUGAGUCAUUGACGCGCCAUGGAAAAUAUCUUAAAAGGCGGUGGUCUCCUCGCAAUAGAAAUGACGACGCUAUUCAACAAGUUAUUGUCGAAUCUGAAGAUAUAUGGAGAGGAAGAAAUAUGUUGGACCCAAUGCGAGUACCUCUGAAUAUGUCUUUACAAAAAAUCGAAGAAGAGCCGGAACUUUUAGGUGAUGGUGAUGAUGAUGACGACAACUAUGAUUUGAAGGUAACUAAAUCUUUUGGUAACUUACGCCGCCUAAGUGGUGGAUGUUUGAGUAAAAAGGAAAGUGAGGAAAAUGUUGAUGGGAAGGACAUUUCAGCUGCAAGCAAGGAACAAAAAUUGAAAUCGUCAAAAUUCAAAGAUAAAAUUCCACUGAUGUUGAGGUCCACUCAGUGUGGCACCUGUGCAAAUUGCUUUGGUAAAAAGCGUAAACUUAAUGGAAACUCUGAGUGUUCAAAAAUAGAAGAUUUAGAAAAACAAAUACAAAGCUUGGAUAAGCAUUUGACAGAUAUACGUCAAAAUAUGAGCCAAAGAGACGAGGUGGAGAAAAUAGCAAUGCUUUCCCAAAAAAUAAACGAAGUGAAUGAUAUUUUGAAAGAAUUAAAACUGAGUUGUUUGCGUCUCGAAGAAACGUUGAUGGAUGGGAAUCAAACUUCAGGAAUGGACAUAAAACAGACUCGGGUGCCACAAGGAAGGAACAUUUCCAAAUUAAUUGACAAUGAAAACACCGCUGGCAUAGGGAAAAUGUCAAAGAAGACAGUGUUUCACCGGAAAAUCUAGAAUAUCCUGUACCCAUCAUUAAGAAUUCUAAAAUAGUAGGAAAUAUUGAUAUGGAGAGCGAUUGGAAACAUUUAUCGAGUCAUUCAUCGAGAAGAUGUAACAACUCACCUAGAGAAAGUUUGGAAUAUCUACCAGCCAAUCAUUCAAUAUCUACGUGUCCGAUUAGGAAACUGGGAAAAACUCAUUGUUAUCGUUCGUUUCCAAAUUCACAACAGUCUCCAUGUCUAUCCUGCCAAAGAUCUUAUCGCGGUGAGGGGACGACAUCUGGUCCUAGGAUACCAAUACGCUAUUUCAAUAACAAUACCGAAAAUCAUUGUUCUUCGUGUGAAUUCCAAGUAUCAGCUCAAAAAAGUCGAAACAAUUACCGAUACCGAAGAACACACGCAGGAAAUGAAAGUCCUCCUCUCACAGCCAAGCCGAGUGAAAUGCAGCACGAAUCCAAAUUCCUGAAAUCACCCAAAUCUAAUGAAAAUAUCUCAUAUUUCACUGCCAAUUUGCCGGUGAUAAAUUCGAAUUUAUUGAAUGCCAUUCUUCAAAUCAUUGGGCCCACAGAUACAGGUUAUAUAGCGCUGACAGUAAUUCUGCAAUCGAAUGAUCUCUACCACAUCAAUAUAUCCGUUACAAACACCGGCCAGUCCUUGGGUGAUGUCUAUACCACCGAAACAGCUUUGCAACAAGCCGAACAAAAUCGACUCUUUGAGCGAUUUCUAACAUUUUUCGUUUUGAAUUCCAACAACACAUUGGAACAAAAGAAUCGAAUUUUGGGGCAUUCAUUUGAGUUCCUCAAUUUGGAAAAUUCACAAAAACACGAUGACCAAAAUAUGGACAACUUAGGAACUAAAACGUCUAACACAUCCGAGGAUUCUUUGAAAAUAAGUUCUGACAAUCCACUAUCGCCUGAGAUUUUUAAUUCCAAGAAUAAAAAUUCCCCUGAAUUUCGAAGAAAGGCUGGUGAAAGUAAUGAUUAUGGAAAUUCCCCUGAAACAAAAAAUUUAGUUUUAAAUAAAGAUAUUCAAAGAGAGUCUCCCCUAGAUGAAACAAAAUACGAUAGCUACAACACACGUCUGGAUAAUUUAGAGCUUGAACUGAAGAAAAUGCGCCAAGAUCUUCAUCAACUGAAUGGCAAAUUAAUGCCCCAAGAUAAAUGGUCUAAAUUACAACAAUUUGGCGAAAAACUAAAAGAUUUAUAUUCAUUGUUGGAAUAUUUAAGGAAUGCAUCAAUAACAGGUGCGGGAAGUCGUCCAAAGGAAAUGGCCGAGCAGGCCGAUGAUAAAAGUGAAUACAAUACCGAACAAUGCCAACAAUUUACUGCUGAAAUUAAUCGCCAUCCUACUCUGUUGGAAAAGUAUUUAUUAACAUUGAAAGAUUUCCGCACCGAUGCCGAAUUAAGAAGGCAACGAUUGGAAAGAAGAUGGCAAGAGAAACUUUUGCGGAAACAACAACGGCAACAACAAACCAAACAAGGAUAUGGUUUGGAUAUUGACCAUAAAUCACCGAGGAAAUUAAGUGAUGGCAACAUUAAACAAUUUGUUGGAAAAGUUGUACGAAAACUUGUUGAAGUUUCUUCCAGACAAGUGGUGCAGGAAAAACAUGUUAAUACACCAACUCAAAUUAAGAGAAAUAUUAAUGAAGUGGAAAACAGUUCGACCCAAUUCAACUGGGAGGAAUAUGGCAAUCCACAAAACUCCUUAAAUGUAAAGAUAACAGAUGCGAAUGACGCGAAGUCCCACCCAAGUAGCAAAUCUGUGAAAAAAAUCAAUGGACUUUAUCAUAUCAGCCUUUCGGAUGCCCAUACUGGUGAAUCACUGGCAUGUCUCUAUGCCAGCAAGGAAGCUAUUCGUGAGGCACAAAGGGAGAAUUUAUUCAAAAAAUAUUUAACCUUUUUCCUAUUGAGUGGAGACCCCUUAAUUGAUGAGGUCAAUCCUUUAAUUGGACAUCUCUUCGAAAUUGUCCAAUAA